AUGGGCUUCUGGAACCAGGGAGUGCGAAGCUCGCGCUCGAGAAGCCGCAGUCGAUCUCCCUCUAGACGCUCGUACGUGUCGCGACCCUCAUAUAAUCGAAGCGCUUCCUCGAUCUUCUCGGGGUGGGGAGGCCGCGCCUCGUCGUCGAGAGGCUAUGGCUACGGGCAUGGCCAUUCCUCCCGCGCCAGGCCUCGGUCGGGCUUCAUCAACCGCAUCCGCCGGUUCCUCCACCAGAUAUAUGAAAAGUUCAAGAGGCACCCCUUUCGCAUGUUCAUGCUCGUCAUCAUGCCGCUGCUCACCUCCGGGGUUCUGGUCAAGUUGUUCUCCAGCAUCGGGAUAAGGUUGCCAACGGGCAUGCAAAGGAUGAUGGGAGGACAACAACAGACGAGGCAGACGACAGAGAGGUUUUACUCCCGAGGAGGCGCACGGGACGUUGGGGCCGGUACCUCCCUGCCUGGGAUGGCCGGUCCUAGUUGGGGAGACAGUUUAGGCACGGUUAUGGGCAUUGCAAAGACGUUCAUGUGA
Messenger RNA from Cladophialophora yegresii CBS 114405, 525 nucleotides. RefSeq lists its product as uncharacterized. Bases 1 to 525 code for a protein of 174 amino acids. Lineage: Eukaryota; Fungi; Ascomycota; Eurotiomycetes; Chaetothyriales; Herpotrichiellaceae. The transcript has a single exon. The record is from RefSeq and is a predicted model, not a curated record.